This is a messenger RNA of Aspergillus japonicus CBS 114.51, 675 nucleotides long. RefSeq names its product oxidase ustYa family protein. The record is from RefSeq and is a predicted model, not a curated record. Gene Ontology annotation, biological process: mycotoxin biosynthetic process. The transcript is spliced from 2 exons. Lineage: Eukaryota; Fungi; Ascomycota; Eurotiomycetes; Eurotiales; Aspergillaceae. Bases 1 to 675 code for a protein of 224 amino acids.
AUGUCCUUCGAACUCCCCUCCAAGCCCCAUGAGCCCUUGAUGGGCGGGGCAGAGGAAGAGAACUACCACCAUGAGCCCGCACCGCCCCGACACCGCAAGGCAAGCCCGCGAUCAACGCUCAUCCUGUGCGGCUGGAUGCUUCUGGGAUUGCUGGUUGCCGUGAUACUUUUCGGCCUCGGAGUAUCCAUUGGAAAGGGCAUUCCGACCAGGAAGCGCGAGGGAUUGUUGAUCCCCGACGGCGAGAUCCAGAUCCGCAUGGAAUACAACAGCACCUUCUCGCAGCACCCUUCGCCUGAGACCGACGCGGCGUGGGCCUCCCUCUUCCCCAAGGGAGUCGGUUUCGUCAAACACCCAACCCUGGCACCCGAGCUGUCCGGGUUGGUCGUCUUCCACGCGCUGCACUGUCUCAAUGCCCUGCGCGAGGUCUACUACGCCGCCAUGGACGGGCAGCUGUCCCAUGCGGCGGACGAGCACGACCACAUGAAGGACCCACACCACGUCCGGCACUGCUUCGACUACCUGCGCCAGAGUCUGAUGUGCGCGGCUGACACGAACCUCGAGCCCGUGGACAAGGAGCUCCAGGGGGUGACGGGGUGGGGGUAUAGUCGGACGUGCCGGGACUACGAAAGCGUGAAGGCGUGGGCGGAGGCAAACUGGUCGAAUGAUCCUUCCUAG